AUGCCUGGUAAUUCGGCCGCCGUGCCUACUCCAACCUCUAUACCCAAAUUCAUAUAUGAGCGUCUCGCCAUCCAUGACAUCACGCCGAAAUCUCCAUCCAUCGCACUGUUGAAGCACGGUGUCAUUUACGAAUAUGAAGACUGGGUAAAAAAGGAAGCAGAUCAGUCAUGA
Messenger RNA from Psilocybe cubensis, 171 nucleotides. RefSeq lists its product as uncharacterized. NCBI's taxonomy places the organism in Eukaryota, Fungi, Basidiomycota, Agaricomycetes, Agaricales, Agrocybaceae. The transcript is spliced from 2 exons. The coding region runs from base 1 to 171 and encodes 56 amino acids. The record is from RefSeq and is a predicted model, not a curated record.